AAUGUAUGGGGAGCUUUGCUCCACUUACGAGAGCGCCUCGCUUCGCAUGUUCCGUCUCGGGCGGACGGACACCAUUCGCUCGACCUCCGUGGAUGUGCUGAAGUUUGUCCAGUCCAUGACUGCGGACAACAUACAGGAUCAGGAGAAGGCAGAAUUGUUGAGACGAGCCACCCAAGCACACCGAAGCUAUACGGACAUGGCCAUAAAGGGAAAUGCGAUUGAUCGUCAUCUUUUGGGCCUGAAGCUUCAAGCGAUCGAGGAUCUGGUGAGCAUUCCUGAACUCUUCAUGGACACCGCCUACGCCGUGGCCAUGCACUUCAACCUCUCCACCAGCCAGGUUCCCGCCAAGACAGACUGUGUGAUGUGUUUUGGCCCGGUGGUGCCAGACGGCUACGGCGUUUGCUACAACCCCAUGGAGGAGCACAUCAACUUUGCCGUCUCGGCCUUCAACAGCUGCAGCGAAACCAACGCUGCCCGGCUGGCCCAUUACUUGGAACAGGCCUUGCUGGACAUGCGGCUUCUGCUCCAGUCCACCCCCAAGUCCAAACUUUAAGAGGGGGAAGCCCUGGAGAGGCGAACUGCCUGCUCAACUUACUGUCAGCUGGGUGGCCUUCAUCCUGA
Molecule: messenger RNA, 621 nt
Organism: Protobothrops mucrosquamatus (brown spotted pit viper)
Lineage: Eukaryota; Metazoa; Chordata; Lepidosauria; Squamata; Viperidae
Product: carnitine O-acetyltransferase-like
Exons: 4
Biological process (GO): carnitine metabolic process, CoA-linked
Cellular component (GO): peroxisome
Molecular function (GO): carnitine O-acetyltransferase activity
Source: RefSeq, a predicted model, not a curated record